Messenger RNA from Dryobates pubescens (Downy woodpecker), 1126 nucleotides. RefSeq lists its product as uncharacterized. The coding region runs from base 1 to 891 and encodes 296 amino acids. The transcript has 7 exons. NCBI's taxonomy places the organism in Eukaryota, Metazoa, Chordata, Aves, Piciformes, Picidae. The record is from RefSeq and is a predicted model, not a curated record.
AUGACUGCGUUGCGAGGUGACAGCGUUUCCUUGGAGACAGUGGAUCCAUACAGCCCCAGCCAGGAUCUGGGCAGUUUCUCAGGUCUGACUACAAGCAAUCAAAAAUCCUGUAGGUUCUAUUCCUCCUGCUGCUCCAUCCAAAGUGAUACACUUUCUACUCCACCAGCUUUAUCACACAACGAAGGAAUCAUCAGGCUGAGCUGUGAUCCUGCGCUACCUUCCCCACUUCCUUCUGAUUCCUUCAAGUAUCUGAGCUGGUGUGACCUAGAAGAACAUGAUGUUCGAGGAAGUCAACUUCGUUGUCCCCGAGUGAGAGAAGGGCCUUCAAAAGAAGAGCUAUUUUUCAGAGGAGAAGAACAUGCUGUGAAAGAGAGAAAACAAGUAACUGACACGGAGAAGUGGCAAAAGAAACUGCAAGAGAACUGGGAAAACUGUGCUGAGCUGAACCUCUCAUUUCAGGACCUGGGUGAUCUUUACCAAGUGGAAAACUUCAACAGGAUUCUCCGAAGGUUAAUUCGGGUGGAAAAGCUUUGGCUGGUGGACAAUUCUUUGACUGACCUAAGUGCCAUAAGGUUGCCAAGAUGCAGAGAACUAAAUGUCAAUAAAAACCACUUUACAUCCUUCAAACAGCUGCCAAAGAUACCUCAGAUCCAGCACUUAUCACUUGCUGAAAAUAACAUUAUGACACUAAGUGGAAUAUCAGACUUCAGACAUACUCCCCUUGAAUCUCUUAUACUCAAGAGGAAUCCCUGUGAGUUUCAAGAAAGAUACAGACAACUUGUGUUCUCCAGCUUGCCAAAUCUGAAAACCCUGGAUGGUAUUCCCAAACUGCCAGAGGACUGUGCACCCCCAGAGAGCAGGGGGUUCCUCAGAAUGUGUACUAUACUCUAGCACUCUAUUUUUGUAGGAUCACAGCUGUGCUAGAGUCACCUCACUUAAAAGACACAACAAAUCCUCUUUAUGGGAGUUGCUAUUUUUCUUUCGUGAUCAACGAGAUGUAGAAGCAGAAAUAAAAUCCUUUUGAAUGUGUUUGUGAUACCACAGACUUCAAGUAAGUAUGGACAAGUGACAUGUAAAUAAGACGUAAUGUGUACUCUCAGUGUCAUGAGUUUGUUGUAUUAAAAAU